This is a messenger RNA of Cicer arietinum (chickpea), 634 nucleotides long. NCBI's taxonomy places the organism in Eukaryota, Viridiplantae, Streptophyta, Magnoliopsida, Fabales, Fabaceae. The record is from RefSeq and is a predicted model, not a curated record.
GAAGUUGAAGAAGAACAAAUUGAAAAAGAAAAUAAGUAAAAUUAAUAGGCAAAAUCGUGCUAAGUUUGAAGAUGUUCAUUGUAUGGGUUCAAAAAGUCUCCCAAAGUUUAUUGAUGAGAAGAUAAAAAAGGGCAAAGGAGUGUUGCCUGGACGUAAAGAGAUUUACAUUGAUACCCGUACUCGUAAAGAUGGAACAAUUGUCAAUGAAAAGGCUGCAAGAUUGAUUGAAGAACUAAAAAAACAUAGUAAUGAGGCUGGAACUUCUCAAUCAACCCAAGACACACAAGGUUCUAUGUCUUGGAAGGAUGAUAUAUUUUAUCAAGUACAAGGACCUGAUAAAAACGGACGUGUGCGAUGUAUGGGCAAGAUUCCUCAUUUUAAAAAAUCGAAGGUUUGUCCAUCUGAAAAUGAAGAGUUGCGCAAAAGAGUUAAGAAUAUGGAAAACUUGUUAGCAAAUGUGAUGACUUUAAUUCAAAAUCGAUUUUCUGGAGAAGAUGUUAAUGAUAUAAUACAAGCUGCAAGACAGGUUCCUGAUGCUUCUAGUGCUCAAAACCAUUUGAAUUCAAUUAGUCCAAACAACAAUGAAAAUAAUGAAAAUGAUACAUCCCAAAGGUUGAAAGUACUUGGACCAUAA